Prosopis cineraria is the source of this 3614-nucleotide messenger RNA. RefSeq names its product probable boron transporter 2. Gene Ontology annotation, molecular function: solute:inorganic anion antiporter activity. Gene Ontology annotation, biological process: transmembrane transport; monoatomic anion transport; monoatomic ion homeostasis. Gene Ontology annotation, cellular component: plasma membrane. The transcript is spliced from 11 exons. Lineage: Eukaryota; Viridiplantae; Streptophyta; Magnoliopsida; Fabales; Fabaceae. The record is from RefSeq and is a predicted model, not a curated record. Bases 1149 to 3380 code for a protein of 743 amino acids.
UUUGUGAGGAACCUCAUUCACGGUUUUCUUUCGUCUCGCGGUCAGUUCGAGACCCCUAUAUAUAUGGUUGGUCUUGCCAGAUUCAUGGUCACGAGAAAAUCCUAUCAUUUCACGGUUAUCUCCCUUUCUCUCGCUUUGCUCAUUUUGUUGCCUCGGCAAUCCUUCCUGCCUCCUUCGCCCUAGUGGGUUCUGAAUCUUGUCUGCGAUAGACUUCUCUUCUCUUGUAGCUCAUUUUAAUGUAACUUCAAUCUCUCUUCAUCUCUACUUGACUGCUCCAAUCCCUUCAUUUCCUUCCUUCUCUUGCCGAAUAAUGUAACUUACCUUUAUUUGAUUAAUGCCCGGUUCAGCAAAAGUCUUCUGAAUCAUUCCUGUCAUAGUUUUUAAGUCAUGGAAUCUCGUUAAUCUUUCUAUUUCUUCAUAUGGGUCGGGCUUCGUCUUAUUUCAUCCGCUAAUGCCCAUUCUUCUGAAGGUGAUGUAGUCAAAUCAAAUGCAGGUUGCUACUAUGCCUCCUCGUUAAUUCGGUUUGCUUUCCUUCCGAAGCGCUGGCUUUAGAGAUUGAAUUCGAUUAGCGUCGGUUUUCGUGAGUGAAGUGUACCAUGUAACUGGACUACUGCUUCUUUGCUACUACAGGCUUACAUUUGUUCUACCUUGGUGAUUAAUGGAAGGCCUGUCUGGUUUUCUUGAGAACGAGGAGACUAUGGGUCCAGGCUGUGUCAUGUUUCGGGGGUAGUCUUCAUUCUAGCUAUUGGAGAGCAUCUAUGCAUCUCGUUAACUUAAUUAGUUUUCUGGAUAUGCAAUCCAAGUAGUGUUUGAUUCUUUGUCUAACUUAUUCUUUGGUCCUUGAUAACAUUAUAUCAAAAUAUUCUUCUCAUUAGUUCUCCAACAUGUAAAUUCUUCAUUUGGAUUCUUUUAUUCAUUUUCCCCUUCAAGGACCUGAUGGACUAGAUCAAUUAACAAGUGAACACGCCUUUUUUCCAAUUUUCCGAUUCAAACCUUAGGAUGAUCAAUCGGACUCACGUCUCCCUGCCUUUAGUUUUCUAAGCAUUUUUAUCUAUGCAACUUUAAUCACUAUUUUGCCUCUGAAGUCCACGCACUUAUUUCAAACCAAAACUUAAGGAUUUGUAUUUAUACUUGUUAUACCCCACCAUAUGGAAGAAACAUUUGUUCCCUUCGAAGGGAUCAAGAAUGACCUCAAAGGAAGAAUUGUAUGCUACAAAGAAGAUUGGACAAGUGGUUUCCUAGCGGGUAUAAGGAUUCUUGCCCCAACCACAUACAUAUUUUUUGCUUCAGCAAUUCCAGUUAUUUCUUUUGGAGAGCAACUGGAUAGAAAUACAGGUAAAAGGUCAAUCUUCAGAGUGACAAUGGUCUGUUGGUAUUUUGAUGGCCAUUCUCUAAAAAGCUUUAUUGAAUUAUAUUCUGCAGAUGGAACUCUGACUGCAGUGCAGACUCUUGCAUCAACAGCACUCUGUGGUGUUAUCCAUUCAAUCCUUGGAGGGCAACCUCUCCUCAUUCUCGGUGUAGCUGAGCCAACAGUUCUGAUGUAUACAUUUAUGUAUAACUUUGCUAAGGAUAGAGAGGAUUUGGGUCACAAACUCUUCCUUCCUUGGACUGGAUGGGUGUGUGUUUGGACAGCCUUGUUGCUCUUUUUGUUGGCUAUUCUUGGUGCAUGCUCCAUAAUCAACAGAUUCACACGCAUUGCUGGGGAAUUAUUUGGUCUGCUUAUUGCUAUGCUCUUUAUGCAGCAGGCUAUAAGGGGACUUGUGGAAGAGUUUGGUGUACCCAAGAAUCAGAGAGAAAGCACCAGUUUGAUUGCACUCCAACCAUCUUGGCUGUUUGGCAAUGGAAUGUUUGCUUUGGUUUUGUCAUUUGGCCUUCUUCUGACAGCACUGCAAAGUCGCAAAGCCAGAUCCUGGCGCUAUGGGACAGGUUGGCUUAGGGGAUUUAUAGCUGAUUAUGGAGUCCCACUAUUGGUGUUAGUUUGGACUGCUGUAUCUUACAUACCAGUUAAUGAGGUCCCAAGAGGGGUCCCAAGGCGACUCUUCAGUCCAAAUCCAUGGUCUCCUGGUGCAUACUCAAAUUGGACAGUUAUCAAGGAAAUGUUGGAUGUUCCUGCUGUGUAUAUUAUUGGAGCAUUUAUACCAGCAACUAUGAUUGCUGUACUUUACUACUUUGAUCACAGUGUUGCAUCACAACUUGCACAGCAGAAGGAGUUCAAUCUAAGAAAACCUUCUUCCUAUCAUUACGACCUUCUUCUUUUGGGCUUUUUGACUUUGUUGUGUGGGCUUAUUGGAAUCCCUCCUUCCAAUGGGGUCAUUCCACAAUCUCCAAUGCAUACAAAAAGCUUAGCUACUCUGAAACAUCAGCUCUUGAGGAGAAAGCUUAUAUCAACUGCACAACAAAGUAUGCGGAAAAAUAUGAACCUAGGCCAGUUGUACCAGAAUAUGCAAGAAGCAUACGAUGAAAUGCACACUCCACUGGUCCAUCAAAUGCCACCUGCUCUGAGGUUGAAAGGGCUGAAGGAGUCCACCAUCCAACUCGCUUCCAUUCAAGGAUACGUGGAUGCCCCUGUUGAUGAGAUAGUGUUUGAUGUGGACAAGGAUGUUGAUGAUCUUUUGCCUGUUGAAGUUAAAGAACAGCGCCUCAGCAAUCUGCUACAGGCAUUGAUGGUUGGUGGUUGUGUUGCUGCUAUGCCUGUUUUGAAGAAGAUACCAACUUCAGUCCUGUGGGGCUACUUUGCUUUCAUGGCUAUAGAGAGUCUGCCAGGAAAUCAGUUCUGGGAGAGAAUAUUGUUUCUGUUAACCGCUCCAAAUCGAAGAUACAUGGUGCUGGAGAAAAUGCAUGCAACUUCUAUUGAGACUGUGCCCUUCAAAACAGUUGCCAUGUUUACUCUGUUACAAACAGCUUACUUGCUUGCAUGCUUUGGUGUAACUUGGAUACCAAUUGCUGGGGUCCUUUUCCCGCUGUUAAUCAUGCUUCUUGUCCCAGCACGCCAAUAUAUCCUUCCUAAGUUUCUUAAAGGAGUACAUCUUCAAGAGUUGGAUGCUGCAGCCUACGAGGAAGCGCCUGCUGUUGCUUUCAACAUGGCAUUUGAAGAUCCAAGUAGUCAAACUCCGGCAACAACUGUCAACGUUAGUGGUGGGGAAAUUCUUGAUGAGAUUAUUACUAGGAGCCGUGGGGAGAUUCGUGGCAUCCACAGCCCGAAAACAACUAGUUCAACACCAACUUCAUUUGGUGAUAUAAGACCUGCUAAUAGUCCACAGCUAGUGCGAAGGAUGCACAGCCCUCGAGUUACUGAAUUGAGAGGGGAAAGCAGCCUAGGAUCACCCAAAAAAGAGAUCAUGUCAAAGCAAACUCCUAGUCCAGGGUCUUCAAUUCCUUGACAAGAUAUUAAUGCUUCGUCUUCAAGCUGAAAUGGUAUCUUUAAGACUGUAGAGAAUAGUUGUAAGUGGUGCUCUAGAGGUCUUGUGCUUUAUACAUGUAAUGAAAGGCAAUCUUCUACAUUUCUAUUUCUUCUCUUCUAAAGUUUUACCGUAGUUUGUUGUUUGACUGCAUUGUUCCUUGUUAAUGUAGAUGGGCAGGGAUGUUUUAUGUUGAUGGAAACAAUAUUUGAGCUA